Messenger RNA from Lasiodiplodia theobromae, 1035 nucleotides. RefSeq names its product Protein-tyrosine phosphatase SIW14-like protein. The transcript is spliced from 5 exons. Gene Ontology annotation, biological process: protein dephosphorylation. Gene Ontology annotation, cellular component: cytoplasm. The coding region runs from base 1 to 1035 and encodes 344 amino acids. Lineage: Eukaryota; Fungi; Ascomycota; Dothideomycetes; Botryosphaeriales; Botryosphaeriaceae. Gene Ontology annotation, molecular function: phosphatase activity; inositol diphosphate tetrakisphosphate diphosphatase activity. The record is from RefSeq and is a predicted model, not a curated record.
AUGGCUCCCCUCACCGCGCCCCAGAAGCGCAGCAAUUCGCAGCUGAGUCCCACGCCGUCUCUAAGCACCUAUUUCAUCUCCGCCCUCUCCGACCUUCACCAACACGCACUCACGCGACCGACACCACGCGUGUAUCUGUGCGUCUCGGCACCAGACUGUAGAUCAGCGUGCUGUCCUUCGACUUUUGGGGCCGACAUGUACAACAUCAUCGACGACUCCGCUGCCAAACCUACCCGCGUGGACACGCUCGUGGAAGGCACCGACAUGGCAACGCCUGCACUCAGGGGAUGGAUUGCGCCGGGCCCCAAGGGGCCAAUGUCAUCGCGUGCGCAGGAGACGAAGGAGAAGAACGUUGGAAUGAUCGACGGCGAAGGGACGGUCCAAGCGGAAGCAGUCACAGCCGUCAGCUCGUCCGUGACGACAGCAAGCUCCACCGCAAUGUCCUCGAGGCGUUCAAGUUUCGAGGACAAGACGCCCGCAUGCCUGUCGCGCUUCACGCCGCCGGACAAUUUCGGCACGGUCGUCGAUGGCAAGAUUUUCCGAAGCGCCUAUCCGAAGCAGGAGAACUACGGCUACUUGCAGAGCUUGAAACUGAAGAGCAUACUCACUCUCGUCGAUGACUGUCCGGAAUCCUACACCAAGUUCAUCUGCGAGAAUGGUAUCCGCCAUUACCGUGUUUCCAUCCCGCCAAACAAGGGUCAAGUCUGCAUACCACCAGAGGCGAUGGUGCAGGCUCUCACGGUUGUUUUAAACCGGAGCAAUUACCCUCUGCUUAUCCACUGCAAUAAGGGAAAGCAUCGCACCGGCUGCGUGGUAGCAUGUUUUGAAAAAGUUCUGGGAAAGAGCAACAAGCAGAUCAAAGAAGAUUAUCACACGUAUGCGGCAGAGAAAGCCCGCGUUCUGGACGAGCAGUUCAUGGACGGUUUCGACGAGCGCUCGGUGCUCUGGAUGGCCAGGUUCCAGGGCUGGGUUCCUGACGACGAGCCGCGCUCGCCGCUGUGCACACGCACGCAGUCGCCUCGCCAGGCUGCAUAA